AAAGAAUAGAGCAGAUGAUCAUGGCUUCAAUCUGCAUUAAUGAUGCUUUAACAGACGACGAGCUGAGAUGUGUAUUAUCCAAGCUAGACAGAGACAAGGACAAGGAAGUGUUUAGUCUUGUCUGCAAGAGGUGGCUAUAUCUGCAGAGUACAGACAGGAAAAAGCUGGCGGCACGUGCUGGUCCUCACAUGCUUGGCCGUCUCGCCUUCAGGUUCACUCAAAUCGUGGAACUGGACUUCUCUCAGUCAACCUCUAGGUCGUUUUAUCCAGGUGUCACUGAUUCUGACCUCACUGUUAUAGCCGAGGGGUUCAAGUGUCUCAGAGUUCUCAAUCUGCAUAACUGUAAAGGUAUUACAGACACUGGGUUAGCCUCAAUUGGAAGAUCUCUUUCCUUACUGCAGUUUCUAGAUGUAUCAUACUGCAGAAAGCUCUCAGACAAAGGUGUCUCAGCUGUCACACAAGGCUGCCCUGACCUAAGAACAUUGCACUUAUCUAAUUGCCGUCUCAUCACCAACGAGUCUCUAAAAUCACUCUCUGAUCAAUGCCGUGACUUAGAAGCUAUCGUACUUCAAAGCUGCAACAAUAUCACUGAUUCAGGCCUUUCUGAUCUUGUGAAAGGAUGCAGAAAGAUAAAAACAUUAGAUAUCAAUAAAUGUAGUAACGUAGGAGAUGCUGGUGUCUCCUGUGUAGCUAAAGCUUGUGCUUAUUUCCUCAAGACACUAAAAUUGCUGGACUGUUACAAAGUUGGGAACGGAUCUAUAACGUCUCUUGCUCAGUUUUGCAAGAAUCUAGAGACUUUGAUCAUCGGUGGAUGCAGAGAUAUCUCUGAUGAAUCUAUGAUAUUACUGGUGGAUUCUUGUAAAGACAGUCUCAAGAAUUUGAGGAUGGAUUGGUGUUUGAAUAUAUCUGACUCUUCACUUACUUGUAUUCUGAAGCAGUGCAAGAACUUGGAGGUUCUUGAUAUUGGUUGUUGUGAAGAGGUUACAGACAAUGCUUUCUUGGAUUUGGGGAGUGGUGAUGUUUUGGGAUUAAAGGUUUUAAAAGUGAGUAACUGUCCAAAGAUCACAGUGAAAGGGAUAGGCAAGAUUUUGGAAAAAUGUAACUCCUUGGAGUAUAUAGAUGUAAGGUCUCUUCCACAUGUGACAGAGAUUGAUCCUACGGAUCUCAAGAGUUUCUAA
Messenger RNA from Eruca vesicaria subsp. sativa (arugula), 1178 nucleotides. NCBI's taxonomy places the organism in Eukaryota, Viridiplantae, Streptophyta, Magnoliopsida, Brassicales, Brassicaceae. The record is from the annotation of a GenBank genome assembly.